This is a messenger RNA of Sorghum bicolor (sorghum), 2634 nucleotides long. RefSeq lists its product as uncharacterized. Lineage: Eukaryota; Viridiplantae; Streptophyta; Magnoliopsida; Poales; Poaceae. The record is from RefSeq and is a predicted model, not a curated record. The coding region runs from base 634 to 2202 and encodes 522 amino acids. The transcript is spliced from 8 exons.
GACGGUGCUGGGGUUCGCCGAGGUCGCGUCGCAGCCGGCGGAGGAGCGCCAGGCCACCUGCGCCCGACCGCCAGCCUGCUGCCGCUCGCUGCUUGCUGCUCGGUCGCUGCUGGCUGCCCCUGUGCUCACAAGCGCUCAGCCCCGACGGCGGCGGCUCGAAGCCCAUUCCUUGAGUCGGCACUCCGCGGCUCCAGCAUCCCGUCCCCAGUGCGGCGACAGCGAGCCCCAGCCCCGCCCCUAGCACCGCAUCCAGGCCGGCCGCAGAAGCAGCAUCCUCCGCGUCAGCAGGCCGAGGGCUUCAGAGAUCACGCAUCGCCUGCCGUGGCUGCAUACUCUGCUGGUUGCGGCCUACCUGCGAUCUUCGGCCACCGCGUGCAACGGCCGCGCUGCCGCCUGACCUGGGAGCAACGCGCCCCCGACUCAAGCCAUCUAGCUUCCCUUGGACCCCCCGCAGCAGAUCCAGUAACCAGUUCGCUGUUGCCCACAUCCAGAAAGUCAUCUACACCACCAGAGCCCACAGGCCAAGAUGGUAACGUUGCAACCGACAUUGAAAACACAGAUAACGCGAAGAAUAAUGACUGGCUCCAUAGUAACAAGUCAUAUCAACCUGUGCGGAUUGGUGAAUGCUCAGCAAUGAGUGUAGAUACCAAUAGCAUCAUUGACUUGAAUAAAACUCCAUGUACAAAAGAUUGUGUGGACUCCAAUCUGAGUCAUGAUUGUGGUACCCCUACUACUUUUGAUAAACCCCGUCAACAGUACUUUAGGGAACGGUAUAUAAAUAUGACACCAGAAGAGAAGGAGGCUAGACGCGAACAACAAAGAAAGAGUUAUAGGGUGCCAUGGCGAAAGGAGGUCAAAGUAGCGAGUAAUAAAAGACGAAGGGAUAUGCAAAAGGAGACCCUACACCCAGAAUCUAUUGCCAUGGAGAACCCGUUAUUUAUCCCUGAGCUUGUGUGGCCCACUAUAGGCGCAUCUGGAGCUCAUGGAUCCGCGGUGAAAUCCAGUGAUUGGGUUAUCCCAGAGUCCAGUGCAACACCUUUUUAUAUUCCUCCACCUCAUGAGGAGGCCGAUGAUGAAGGAUGUGAUGAGUUGCUAUCCGGCCAUAUGACACAAAGAUCACAUGUUCUAUCUGGACAAAGACAUGCAUUGUUAACGCGUCGUAACAUGUUGUUUGAGCGUCGAAUUGGUUCGAACACAAGGACAUCUAAUAAAGAUGGUGAUUGCAUGGAUGAAGACCGAGUGGAUGCAAACACACCCUUGCCUCAAUCAAUUGUGACCAACAACAAACCAUACGUUCUAGAUACAUCAACCACACCAAUGGCACCACAGUUUGUUGAUUAUGAAUGCAAGGCUGAAGAACACAUAAACGAUAACACACCCUUGCCUCAAUCAGUACUGACCAACAAUGAAAGGACAGGACCUAGCAUUCAACCUUUAUCAACCGCACCGAUGACACCACUAUUUGAUGACAGUGAUCAUGAUGAGGGAGAUAUAUUUGAAGAGGAUGAGGAUGAUGAUGAGGGAUACCUAUUUGCUGGGCAAGAUGAUGAUGAUGUCCAAGACAAUGACCUUGAGCAAGACAUGACUUCUAUCGCUGAAGUACCUGACCGAUAUGAAAAGGUGUAUAGUAACAUGCCUAUAGAUACCCAUAUGCUAAAACCUGUCGCAAAUUGCCAACACUGCAAUGCAAAAAGGUUUGAGCAUGAACCACCUAGGUUUUGUUGUCGUAGCGGAAAGGUCGAGCUCAAUGAACUGAACGUGCCUGAUGAGCUUAUGAGGCUUUGGUCAAGUAACGAUGUAGAUGCUAAGCACUUUCGUAACAACAUUAGGUUUUUCAAUGGACACUUCUCUUUCACUUCUCUAUAUUGUCGCCUUGAUAGCGCUACUGCAAGCAUGAAAAAUAGUGGCAUAUACACCUUUCGUGCACACGGCCAGAUCUAUCACAAUAUGAGGUCAUUUGGCAGAGAAGAUGGUGAGGAGCCAAAACAUCUUGAGCUUUACUUCUAUGACGAUGAUCCAAGCCUUGAGCAUCGAUAUCGACGAUGUCGUGAAGAGAAGUGCCAAAAAGAAAAGGAAGUCAUUGAGAGGCUUGUGGCCAUCCUUCAUUAUAAUCCGUACUCACAACAACUUAGGAGUGUGGGCCAGGCUGAACACCUCGAGGACUAUCAUGUCACACUAAACCUUGACCAGAGGCUAGACUAGAGAACAUACAAUGCUCCAUUAGCCUCAGAGGUGGCUGCUAUUUGGAUCGAGGGAAGCGAACUCCUUGGUCAGUUCCAGAAUAGUGUUAUUCUGCAUGGGAAAGAUAGAAGUAGACACGGCAUCCGCUCGUAUCAUGGAUGUUAUGAUGCUCUUUCAUAUCCUCUAUUCUUCCCUAGGGGUGAGCUUGGGUGGCACAUGGAUAUUCCCAAGAAAGGAGUAAGUAUGGAAGAAGUUAUCACGUACCGUGCCCUACAGAGGGCUCGUAGUGGGUCAGAAGAAGAAACAAAUUUGUUAUUUUUCUUAUUUAAUACUUCACAUACAUGUACUCAAUGUUUAUUCUACAAACAACUCUAAUUCAAGGCUAUUUUUAGACUCCCCUGGCAGACUAUGUGUGUCUGUGCGUGACUACUACUGCUACAAAUUUCAGAUGCG